AAAAUGGUGACCAAUGGCUUGAAAAUCACAUAGAAAGUUAGAAACUAGAUGAGAAAGAAGACUUUUGAGCCCCCGCUAGCACGCCAUUGAGUCAAUGGAGUUUUGGUCCCAUAAAAAAAUGAUCAACUUAUCUCCACCACUCGCUCCACUGGCUUCUUUGCCUUUCUUUGCCUUUCUUUGCCUUCACACAGUAUCCACCUCUCUUACCACCAAUGGACUCACAACUCCUCUUCUUCCUCCUUUCCCUCUGCCUCUCCCUCUCCUCUGUCUACAACGCUUCAGCCUACAACCCAACCACUGCUUACUUUCUCAACUGCGGCUCCUCAACCAACAUCACCUUCUCUGAUGAAAGUAGAACCUUCACUACAGACUCACCAUUCCUGAUCUCAUCCUCAACCUCCAAUACUGUAUCAGUCACAGACCCAAUUAACCAAUCCAAUUCUCUCUACAACACUGCCAGGCUCUUCACCCAAACCUCUUCCUAUAACUUCCCCAUCAAGACCACAGGUACCUAUGUUCUCCGUCUCCAUUUCUUCCCUUUCAUUACAAAAAGUUACAACCUAAUUAACUCCUCCAACUUCAAUGUCUCUUCUCCCCAAACCCAAACAUUCCUCCUCGGCUCUUUCUCACCAUCCAAGUCCAACACAAGCACCAUCAAAGAGUACUACCUCUGGCUCGACACUGACGGUCUCAUCCUCACCUUUACUCCCAACUCUCCAUCUCUAGCUUUUAUCAGCGCCAUCGAGCUUUUCACCGCACCUCUUUCACUCAUCAACGACACCGAGCCAACAACAGUUUCCACAACCGGACAAAACUUCAACAUCGGCGACCUCAGUCGUCAGUCGUUAGAGACCCUCUACCGUGUUAACGUCGGCGGCCCACUUAUAACUCCGACCAACGACACUCUCUGGAGAACCUGGAUUCCCGACGAUCAGUUCCUCUACUCCAUUUCCUCCUCAUCUAAAGAGGAUUCCACUAGUACUGACAAUAUAAAGUACGGGCUUGACACUCGUGAGGUCGCGCCUCCGUUCGUCUACAGCACUGUUCGAGAGAUGAACAUCUCGAGCAUUACCCGGGUUGCCAAUUCCAACUUCAACUUCAACCUGACAUGGACCUUCAAAGUGCCGGCUGGGUACAAGUACUUCAUUCGCAUGCACUUCUGCGACAUCGUCUCCAACCAGCCUCUUGACUUGAUCUUCGAUGUCUAUAUUGGUGACGCCUCUGCGUACCCAAACUUGCAGCUUGGCUCACUCACUCACCUAAGCCUGGAUGCUGCCUACUACUUGGACUUCAUCACCGAUGAAGACAUUGUCGAAAAUUCUGGUUUACUGAACGUGAGUGUUGGCCGGUCCAGUAAGAGCACUCCGGACACUGCAAAUGCUAUCAUGAAUGGGUUGGAGAUCAUGAAGAUCAACAACUCUGUUGGUAGCCUAAAUGGUAGCUAUAACUCCUUUGCUUCAAACUCUGUGAAGAGAUCCACCCAUGUUGGUAUCACUGUUAUCAUAGUUUCAGUUGUUGCUGCUGCAUUGGUUAUCAUCAUCAUAGCAAUCACCGUCAUCAUCUUGACACGCAAGAAAAGCAAACCGGCGCCGGCGCCAUCGCCAUUGACACCAAAAGCAAACACCACAGCGCCAGUCUCUUGGUCACCUUACCGUAACGACAGCAUAGACAAGUCCAGCAGCGGAGCAACGCCGAGAAUGAAGGUGGAGCUCGAGCUCUACAUCUCUUUAUCAGACAUCAAGCUCGCAACCAAUAACUUUGAUGAGGCACUCCUCAUUGGCCAUGGUGGCUUUGGAAAUGUGUACAAAGGUGUUCUCCGUGAUGGCACUGAGGUUGCAGUGAAACGAGCCAUGCGUGGGUCAAGACAAGGUUACCCUGAGUUCCAGAACGAGAUUAGUCUUCUUUCAAGGAUUCGGCACCGCCACCUUGUGUCCUUAGUUGGUUACUGUGAUGAAAUGGGGGAGAUGAUCCUUGUCUAUGAAUUCAUGGAGAAGGGGACAUUAAAAAGCUACUUAUAUGGUUCACCAGUCUUGCCAUUCUUGACAUGGAAACAGAGGUUGCAGAUAUGCAUUGGAGCUGGCAGAGGUCUUCACUACCUCCACACUGCUCACUCUCAAGUCAUCAUCCAUAGGGAUGUGAAGUCAACUAACAUACUUCUAGGAGAGGAUUUCUUGGCCAAAGUCUCAGACUUUGGGUUGUCCAAGUUGGGGCCAUCUUUGGGAGAGACUCAUGUGAGCACUGGAGUGAAGGGGAGUUUUGGGUACCUUGAUCCAGAGUACUUCAAGAUGCAAAAGCUUACUACCAAAUCAGAUGUUUACUCUUUUGGUGUUGUUCUUUUUGAGGUUCUCUGUGCAAGGCCUGUGAUUGAUCCUAUGCUUGGUAGGGACGAGCUCAACCUUGCAGAGUGGGCUCUGCUUUGCCAAAGAAAAGGACAGCUUGAGAAAAUCAUAGACCAGAGAAUUGCCGGGCAGAUUAAUCCCAAGUCAUUAAAGAAGUUUGGGGAGACUGCUGAGAGGUGUUUGGCUGAGUAUGGUGUUGAUAGGCCAACCAUUGGAGAUGUUUUGUGGAACUUGGAGUAUGCUUUGCAGCUCCAAGAAACAGAGUUGAGGAGGGAGCCACAUGAGGAUAGUGGGACUGUGGAUCCUCCAAUCCACUCUGUAGAUUUAGCGAGGAGAGUGCCAUCCAUUAGUGCCACCAUUGAUGAAGAUGAUUUGAUUGGGAUGAGUAGUACGCAGCUGGAUGCUAAUCCUAGCAAGGUGUUCUCACAGUUGAUUAAUGGUGAAGGCAGAUGAACUACCUGAUCACCAUCAUGGUGAUGAGUUUUUAUUGUAUAAUAAUAAUAAUGAUAAUUACUAGGGGUGUAUUUUCUUUUGGGCGGUGCUAAAGAUUGAAGUUCAAUGCCGGAUGAAAUAUGGCAAAUAACCGAGGGGAGA
This is a messenger RNA of Dioscorea cayenensis subsp. rotundata (Guinea yam), 2933 nucleotides long. Its product is annotated as receptor-like protein kinase HERK 1. Gene Ontology annotation, cellular component: plasma membrane; plasmodesma. The transcript has a single exon. The record is from RefSeq and is a predicted model, not a curated record. Gene Ontology annotation, molecular function: ATP binding; transmembrane receptor protein tyrosine kinase activity. The coding region runs from base 213 to 2792 and encodes 859 amino acids. Lineage: Eukaryota; Viridiplantae; Streptophyta; Magnoliopsida; Dioscoreales; Dioscoreaceae. Gene Ontology annotation, biological process: protein autophosphorylation.